AAGGGAGAUCUGAAAAGUGAAAACGGAGAGCGAGAGUCAAUGGCGAUCAAAGCGGGAAAGGUUCUCAGAACGGCGUCGGCUGCCUCUAGGAAGUUCUUAGCAGCAGCACAUCCGGCGCCUUCAGCCGUAUCACCGCCAGGCGUGACUUCAUCUUCCGCCGUAGGAGCAUUUCUGGGUAUUAUGGAAGUUCCUCGCUCCACCACCGAUAUGUUGAUCUCCAAGUACAUCCGACUCUCCCAGAACCGAUUGACGAAGAAGGGUGAUUUCACUGAGGAGAAGCUCAUGACAAUGUUGUCUGGUAACGUCGGGAUCAGCGAGACUGUCAAGUUACUUGAUGGCCGCAAAACUAGCGCUGACUUUUCUUCCCCAAAGUCAACCAACAUCCCGUCCAUUGCCAAUCCCAAGAAGAAGAAAUGAAAAUUCCUCUCUUUUCUUCACUUUUUUUUUUAACGAACCCUUCAAGCUUUUUGCAUUUCUACUUUCAAACUAGUUGCUGAACAUAUAUAUUUUUAUUAUGCAUUCACUCGAAAGAUAGUUUUUGGUUGUUGUUAUCAACUGUCUCAAACACAUUCUCUGAAUGAGUAAUAACAACAUUGGGAUGAUA
Molecule: messenger RNA, 604 nt
Organism: Brassica napus (rape)
Lineage: Eukaryota; Viridiplantae; Streptophyta; Magnoliopsida; Brassicales; Brassicaceae
Exons: 2
Coding region: 40-417 (125 amino acids)
Source: RefSeq, a predicted model, not a curated record